AUGUUAACAAUUUAUCUCACAACACAAGCACGCCUGAAAGGUCUUGAAGCUACUGUUACCCAGUUACAGGCAUGGGCUGAUAGUUCUCAAGAGACAGGAAAUAACAUUCCUUUGGAAAACAUUUGCCAUUUACUGGCUGAAGAACAAGAGAUAGGACAAGUACCUAAUGAUCAGACUCUUCAAGACAUUGGACGUCCUGCCACAGCAAUCCAACGUGCAAUGGCCAUAUACCUGACUGAAUGCGACGAGGCAGCUGCCUGUGUCAUGUACAGAUCAGCCUCAGGAAUUAUUUGUAGUCUCCUCAGGGCUGAUUUUAAACUUUUCCAUGAUCGAGGAGAGAGUGUUCCAUUGUGGAGUGAUCUUACAAAGUUGCAAAAGAAGGAUUUGAUUAAAAACUUUGAGCUACAUGCUUCUUUUAGAAAUAUUUAUCCCAAUAGGUUUCUUAAACUGUUACUUAAUAACAUAUGA
This is a messenger RNA of Phycomyces blakesleeanus NRRL 1555(-), 468 nucleotides long. RefSeq lists its product as hypothetical. Bases 1 to 468 code for a protein of 155 amino acids. The transcript is spliced from 3 exons. Lineage: Eukaryota; Fungi; Mucoromycota; Mucoromycetes; Mucorales; Phycomycetaceae. The record is from RefSeq and is a predicted model, not a curated record.